UUUUCAUAUCCUAAGUUUCUGAUCAGUCAAGACGCCACUGUCAAUAGUCUCAAGUUUAGAGACAUUCUUUGUCUGCAUCUCUAGCCGCCACACUGGGUGAUCUGUCAGCCAGGCGCCCUUAGUAACCCCCUGCCCCUACUACGCGCUAUCGCGUUUCAACGAUUUGUUUUUCCUUGCAAACCUCCUCCAUCUCCUGAGCUACGAGCAAAUUUUCUUCCAACGUACAUUUUCGAUGGCGAUGCAAUAUUUCAACCAGAUCAAAAACCGGCGACGGUCAUCACUGAUCCCAAAUCCUCCAAAGCCUGUCCUGACUCCCGAGGACGAGGCAUUUCUACAAAAGGUUACCUCUGAUCCGGAGCAUAGAUCAGAUUCUGCGGCCCAAAAUGAGGCUCAGGAUUUGGGGGGCUUAGCAGAGAGCUCUCAGAAGCCUGUUGUCGAUGAUAGUGCCCUAGAUGUUCCAUUGCCGUCCUCGCCAGUAGAGGAAUUUGGAAAGGAGCUCGGCGAGGAAGAAAGAAAGGCACGAGAGCAGCCUGAAGACAACAGGACCAAGUCCGAGCCUGCAAAGCCAGAAGAUACCCCCGUGCCAGAGAAGAAGAAACGAUGGAGCUCGAUGUUCUCGAAGAAAGCCGCUGAUGCGAAGAAGAAUAAGCACUCAGCCUCUGCGGACAAGUCACAGACCGAGACGCCCACUCCCCCUUCCAUGACAGCAGCUGCAACAGAUAACGGAGACGAAGCGCGGAAGGACCAGGAAGACAUGACCGAUAUCCUGGAACGCUUGAACCUAGCUGCGGACAACAACCGAGUCUUCUCCGUCAGCGAUGAGACCCAGGAGCUACUCCGCAAGUUCAAGUUGAUCUUCAAGGAUUUGAUCAACGGUGUCCCAACAGCCUACCAUGACCUGGAAAUGUUGUUGACAAACGGCAACCGGCAAUUGCAAGACACAUACACGAAGCUACCCGGCUUCAUGCAGAAGCUUAUUCAGAAGCUUCCAGAGAAAUGGACCGAAUCGCUAGCUCCAGAGAUGCUCGCUGUCGCCAGUGAACGGGCCGGUCGGAGCGGAAUCAACAUGGAGAAUGUGGGCAAAGCAGCCGCCGUCGCUGAAAAGGCGGGCCUUAGUGUUCCAAGUCUCAAGGAACUUGUUUCCAAGCCCGCCGCGAUUGUCGGCAUGUUGCGUUCUAUCAUGCAAUUCCUACGGGCUCGUUUCCCAGCCGUGUUGGGCAUGAACGUCCUCUGGUCGCUGGCACUAUUCAUUCUGCUUUUCGUCCUCUGGUACUGCCACAAACGCGGCCGUGAAGUCCGCCUCGAGAACGAGCGUCUUGUGACGGAGGAAGAGAUCAGAAAGAUGAAUGAAGACAGCUCCGAGGGCCAGGGCCAGGGCCAGAUUCGCCCGACAGAGACUUUGACAACCACCGCACCGCAAGGUGCCUCGGCCGAGGAAGUGCGUGAGGGUGUGAAGAGAGUGGAAGAGGCCAGAGCUUCGGCGGUUGAUGUUGCGGCCGCCUCUGAUCCUGAGCUGGAGGCGCAGAGGGUAAACGAGGAGGCCCCUCGCCCUGCUGCGGUCCCGACGCGGUCGAAGUCGCGGUUGGCUAUCUGGACUCGAUCGAAGCCAGAACCGACGCCGAGUAAUAUCUCGCCUUAUCCCGGGACCUAAAGUCAAAAAGAGAUCCUCUUUCCCUGCAGGCUGGAUGGGCCGUCGGUACACAUGAUCCUAAUUAAGGUUACAGUGUAAAGAGAACACGGGACGGAAGUCUUUGGCUAUGCACAGCAACGAUGACGAUUUAUGGCCUAGUUUGUUAUGACGGUUGAUUGAAU
Messenger RNA from Penicillium subrubescens, 1812 nucleotides. RefSeq lists its product as uncharacterized. The transcript has 3 exons. The record is from RefSeq and is a predicted model, not a curated record. Lineage: Eukaryota; Fungi; Ascomycota; Eurotiomycetes; Eurotiales; Aspergillaceae. The coding region runs from base 233 to 1651 and encodes 472 amino acids.